GCUCUACGUUUGACGAUCUGUCACGUGACCCACGCUAACCGCCAUCUUUGCUUAUCGUAUAAACAGUGCGACCGGGCUCAGCACGAAUUCUUGCCGAGAAAUCGCGGUUUUUCCAGUGUUUUUGAGUGAUUCGAUCGCGGGGAAAUGUCCGAUAUUAAGGCGGAGAACAAGAACGAUAACAAUAUCGAGGAUGUGUCGAAGGACCAUUCUUCAGAAGAGAAACCUACUCCGGCGAAAAACAAACGAGGAGGCACGAAAAGACUUUCCACACUGGAAAGGACGGCUCAGGAAGGCGAACGACUUACAAAGGACUUACAUGUUGGAGAAGUGGAAGGAAGAAGGCGUACUCGUAGUUCAGCGCGAGGUCUGGUUUCGUCGACACCUGUACCGUCUCCACCUAAAAAGGAAAAGAGGGACACCUCAACGAAAAGUACCGGUCGUGGACGCGGGCGUCCUAAACGACAAGAGAAAAACAAUGAAAACAACACAGACGAAGAAGCAGCAAAUAACAAGGGAGAGAAGCAUUCUGAAGAGGAAUCCAUGAAAAUGGAUGUGGAUGAGAACAAGGAGGAAACAGAAAAAUUAAUAGACAACGAGGAUAAGAAUGCUACAAAAGCGGAGAGCAAAGAAACCACUGAAAAGACACAGGAAUCUAAUUUUAAAGAAGAAAAAAUAACAGAAGAAACAGAACAUUACACAGAAGAUACUAAAAAUACUAGUGUUAGCGAAGAGAAGAAGGAAGAAGACAUAAAGGAUAGCUCAGAUUCGAGUCAAGAUGCAACAGACACAGCAGCAGAAGCACCACCCUCGUCUUCUUCAGAUUCUCAAAAUCCCUCUAACACCACUACUACCGAGGAAAAUAAGGAAUAACCUCCUUUCGCCUGUUUACCAACUUCAUCAGGUACCAGGGCGGCGCACACAUUGGGGUUACAAAUCCAGUCCCCUCGUCUAUUUUAACAAAUUGACACCUACUUGCCAAUCGUCGUGCUGAUCAGCGCACGCGAGCUUUCAUUUCUCUUCUCUUACUUCGAAGAUGGAGCACUGAAACGUUGUGUUUGCGAUGUGGAUUCGUUGCCAGAUUAAAUACAUAUUUCAUUAUGUAUUCGAUGGUAUUGAUUGUACCAUAAAGUAAUUAUUUUUAAUUCCGUUUUACUACGAUCGAGGGGAAUUCUCGUUGCACUGGUUAGUUGGCGAUAGCAAGCGAGGUGUAGAGCAUACGUUGUUCAUGUACAAUGAUAAUAUUAUUGUAAAAUAUAUUUAAUAUGGACUUAUAUAGAGACAGGUUGUUUUCAAAUCAGAGCUGAGGUCGGAGUUUACAAAUAUUGUCUUCAAUUCAGAUCUGAUAUGGAAGUAGCUGAAAUUAAUUCGUACAUAGCAAAUUACUGUAAUACCUUAUCUUAUAUAAAUAAUGACUGAAUGAAGUGGAAUAUAUGAGAAUUAUGGUGAAACAAUUUCUCUUUUUUCAUGGAAUACAGAAAUAAA
Nomia melanderi (Alkali bee) is the source of this 1482-nucleotide messenger RNA. RefSeq lists its product as uncharacterized. NCBI's taxonomy places the organism in Eukaryota, Metazoa, Arthropoda, Insecta, Hymenoptera, Halictidae. The record is from RefSeq and is a predicted model, not a curated record.